Molecule: messenger RNA, 3517 nt
Organism: Ahaetulla prasina
Lineage: Eukaryota; Metazoa; Chordata; Lepidosauria; Squamata; Colubridae
Product: beta-Ala-His dipeptidase-like
Exons: 13
Coding region: 187-1767 (526 amino acids)
Biological process (GO): proteolysis
Cellular component (GO): cytosol
Molecular function (GO): metallodipeptidase activity
Source: RefSeq, a predicted model, not a curated record
CUUGAAAUUGCUCAACCGGAGACAGGAACCAAUUGCGGGUGAGCGAGUCAGCGCGGAGUCGAAGAAGCGGCUUGACAGCUUCCCGGCUAGCCGGCUGCCCUUAAGCUUUUGGCCGCGAGGGAGGGCGGAGUGGCCGCCGAGGAGAUUGCCCUCUUGAGUUAGACCCCCUUGGCCGGCGCCUUUAAGAUGGAAAUCUUGUACAAUUAUCCUCGGCUAACCUGGCGCUUGGACUGUAACCAAAUGUGCUGCCAGCAAUAUGUGAUAUUCUGUAUCUCCCUUAUCAUGCUGCCCUUUGGAGUGGGCAAUUCCUUAUUUUCCAAUUCCUUAUCCCUGGAGGAGCAGCUUUUCAACUACAUUGAUGAACAUCAGGAUGAAUUUGUUCAGAAACUUAAGGAAUGGGUGGCUGUAGAGAGUGAUUCCCAACAGCCACGUCUAAGAGCAAAAGUCAUAGAAAUGGUCAAAAUAGCUGCAGACAGUCUUGAAGACUUAGGAGCUACCGUAACACUCAGUGAAAUGGGCAUUCAACAGCUGUCUGAUGCUCAGAAUCUUCCAUUACCUCCAGUCAUUCUGGCAAAGUUGGGAGAUGAUACACAGAAACCAACUGUAUGUUUUUAUGGACAUGUGGAUGUGAUGCCAGCUAAAAGUCAAGAUGGAUGGAAAACCCAUCCUUUCAGUUUAACAGAAAUUGAUGGAAAUCUGUAUGGGCGUGGAGCAACUGAUAACAAAGGACCUGUUUUAGCCUGGAUAAAUGCUGUGAAUGCAUUCAAAGCACUAAACAUAGAUUUACCAGUAAACAUCAAAUUUCUUAUUGAAGGCAUGGAAGAAGCAGGAUCCAUUGGACUGGAAAAAUUGGUUGAAAAAGAAAAUGAAAGAUUUUUUUCCAGUGUUGACUAUAUUUUGAUUUCAGAUAAUACCUGGCUUUCCAGAACAAAACCAGCUCUUACAUAUGGAGCUAGAGGAAAUGCAUGCUUCUCAGUGGAGGUAGAAGGCGGUGAAAAAGAUCUUCAUUCAGGAAGUGCAGGUGGCAUCAUCCAUGAGCCCAUGUCUGAUUUGGUAGCUCUACUUGACAGUCUCGUGAAUUCAUCUGGACUUAUUCUGAUCCCUGGAAUAUAUGAUGAUGUAGCUCCGUUUACAGAAGAGGAGAAAAAGCAGUAUGAGUUGAUAGAAUUUGAUGUGGAAGAACAUAAAUCAAAUCUUGGAGUAAAGGAAUUCCUUUAUGAUACCAAGGAGAAAAUACUCUCACAUAUGUGGCGCCUGCCAUCUCUCUCUAUUCAUGGGAUAGAGGGAGCUUUUUAUGAACCAGGUAUCAAAACGGUUAUACCAUCAAAGGUCAUAGGAAAGUUUUCAAUCCGGCAAGUCCCUCAUACGGACCUGUCUAAAGUGGAACACCAGGUGAAAAAACAUUUAGAAGAUGUAUUCUCUAAUCGAAGAAGUCCAAAUAAAUUGACUGUGUCUAUGCUAAUGGGUGCAGUGCCCUGGAUUGCUAAUAUGAAUGAUCCUCAGUAUACAGCUGCUAAAAAGGCAAUUAGGAAAGUGUUUAAUCAGGAUCCAGAUAUGAUCCGGGAUGGAUCAACAAUUCCAAUUGCCAGAGUGUUCCAGAAUAUAACAAGGAAGAGUGUGAUGAUGCUUCCAAUUGGUGCAAUGGAUGAUGGGGAGCAUUCCCAGAAAGAAAAAAUUAGCAGAUUUAACUAUAUCAAUGGAACCAAGAUGUUUGCCUCCUUUUUACUGGAGAUUUCAAAACUUCAGGCUUCCAACUGGAAACAGUGAUGAUGGUCCAUAAAACUACAGGCUUAUUAUUUUCAUUUAUGUCUUCUGCAGUUCAAAAUGCAUAUGGUGAUGCUGUAUGAAUUCUUCCAGAAAUAUAUUUUCAGACUUACAAAUUCUUAUGAUACGUAGCUAAAUAUUCCUUUCUCGUUUGCUUUUUGCCCCCUAAAUAUAUGUAUUUCUGUGAGAGAAAGGCUGGAUUCACACAUUAUAUUAUUUGUUGAACGAGCCAGUGGAUGAGUUCAUAUAAACCUAGGAAUGGGCACCUUGAAAGAUGUAUAUGGUGCCUUGUGUGAUCUGUAAGCAUCCACCAAAAUCUGUGGCAAGAUGGUUGAAAAAUCAGCAGCAAUUUUUAAAAAUUAAAAAUGGCAAACAAUGUUGGGAAUGCGAUCACAAAAAUUCUAGCAGAUGAAACAGCUAGUUUGGUGACCAUGUUGUGCCCAAGUAUUCUGAUGCUCAAUUCUUUAUUUGUAUGUUUUAAAACACUUAUGAAUUUAGCACCAUGGGAAGGCUAAAUCAUGGUGCACAUAAAUAUUAUCAAUAUUAUUCAAUAUUCAGAUUACUGUUUUGCUAGCACAUUUAUCUCCCAUCUGUAGGUAUUUUCAAGUACAAUAGCCUAUUAGAUUAUAUCGUUUGCAUUUAUUUUUACCUUGAACUCAAUUAUUUUCUAAUCAGUAUCGCUACCAAUAAUAGAUUUUAAUUGUGUCACAAUAUUAUGUUGAGUGAACUGUACCAAAAGUUAUGUCAGCCAUACCAAUGAAAUGGUUUUGUUGUUUAUGGUAGACCCUAAGCCAUUUUAUGAGAGUAGUACUCACAUGGUUAGAUGCUGAGUUGAUGAUCAGCAAGCCCGUGUUUGAGACCCAAGUGCUGCUGUGUGGUGGGGUGAGCUCCUGCCAUUCGCUCCAGCUCCUGCCUACUUAACAGUUCAAAGUGAGCAAUUGUGAGUUCAUAGAUAGAUACCACUUUGGUAGGCAUAUUAGCAGAGACUUGAAAAGACCCCCUAACUGGGUGUCCCACAGGCAAGGCUAAUCACAACUUGUCAUCGGCUUAUUCUUUUCAACCCGGAAGUGCCUUAGCGGCUUGCAACAUGAAUACAAUGACAAGCCAUUUUAAGAACUUUGGAGUAGCUUUGAAAAAUCAUUAUAACAUUGAUUUUGUUUUUAAAAAAGGUAACCCAAAAAGCCUCACACCUGAGCAAUAUCUUUAAUAAGUCAAGUUGAAUGUUACAAAAUGGUAUGCAAACAUCUGAGCUAAUUGAGAGCUGUAAGAGAGCUGAUCUGAUUUUUUUCUGGAUUUCAUUUUAAAACUUUUUUAGCAUAUAAAAUCAGUUUGUGCUUCUGCAAUAUACAGACAUGUAGUUUUCUUUGUCAUAUUUUUAUUUUGUUGCUUGAUAAAAAGGUAUGCUAUUUUUCUUUUUUAAAAACUGAUAUUAUAUACUUUUUAGUUAUCUUUACAAACUUGACAUGCUUCUAAAAAAUGAAUAGAUGUUAUAAUUGUAAAAAAAGGACCAAUUAACAGUGACAAUAUAAUUUGUAUUUUUAUUUUAGAAGACCUAUGCAAAUUCCGAUACAGUCUGCUAGAGAUUAGAAACUAAUCUCAACAUUUGGACCAAAGAGAUCCAGGCACCACUGAGAUAGUUAUAUUUUAAAAUAAUUUCUCAUUUGCUUGGGAUAGUUGUUAUAUUUUGGGGUUUUAAUUUAUAAUAAUUAUCGGACUGAAAAAUAGGCAGUGGCUUGCAAUUCCCAAGUUCUUG